AUGUUUAUGAAAAACGAAGAACUAUUGAAAGAACUAAAAAAAAAGAUACUAAAAGGGGAAAUCGAAAUUAAGGGAAAUAGUUUGGUAAGUGGAGAACACAAGUUAAACCUUACUAAAUUGGUUAAACUUAAUGAAUUAAAAGAAAAGAGAAGCAAGAUUAUAACAAAGCAACUUGAAUUAUUCAAAGAAUAUCAAGAGGAAAACGAACAGUCCGAAGGUUAUAUGAAUUGUCCGAAAGAUGCUUGUAUGUAUG
Molecule: messenger RNA, 253 nt
Organism: Funneliformis caledonium
Lineage: Eukaryota; Fungi; Glomeromycota; Glomeromycetes; Glomerales; Glomeraceae
Source: the annotation of a GenBank genome assembly